This is a messenger RNA of Jaculus jaculus (lesser Egyptian jerboa), 1605 nucleotides long. Its product is annotated as bile acid-CoA:amino acid N-acyltransferase. Gene Ontology annotation, molecular function: fatty acyl-CoA hydrolase activity. The transcript has 4 exons. Gene Ontology annotation, cellular component: peroxisome. The record is from RefSeq and is a predicted model, not a curated record. NCBI's taxonomy places the organism in Eukaryota, Metazoa, Chordata, Mammalia, Rodentia, Dipodidae. Gene Ontology annotation, biological process: fatty acid metabolic process; acyl-CoA metabolic process. Bases 141 to 1403 code for a protein of 420 amino acids.
UCUUGUUCCUGGAAGAAGAGUGAGAUAAAAGAACGCUUUCUAACUCUGACUUGAUAUCCAGUAUUUUUCAACUCCUACUGGAUCUAUAAAAUAGCCAGAGCCUUUUCUUUGGGACUUGCAACCGAGGUACUACCCUGAAAAUGGCUCAGCUGACGGCUGCUCCUCUCAGUGCCCUUGUUGAUGAGCCGGUGCACAUCCGAGCUACAGGCCUAACUCCUUCUCAGUUGGUGUGCCUUCGUGCAUCCCUGAGUGAUGAGAAAGGGAACCUAUUUUAUUCUCAGGCCUACUAUAAGGCCAGUGACACUGGUGAAGUGGACCUGGAAAAGGAUCCGUCACUUGGAGGUGACUUUGUGGGAGUCCACCCAAUGGGUCUUUUCUGGUCCUUGAAACCUGAAACACCAUUAAAAAGACUGAUGAAAAGAGAUGUGAUGAAUAGCCCCUUCCAGAUUCAGUUAAAGCUUUGUGACCCAGAUGUUCCAAUUACUAAUCGAGAUUCUAGUACCCUAACAGCCAGCCUGACUUUGGAGAGGUGGUAUGUGGCACCUGGUGUCACACGGAUUGAGGUAAAGGAAGGUCGCCUUCGGGGAGCCCUCUUCCUCCCUCCAGGAGACAAUCAUUUCCCAGGAGUCAUCGAUUUAUUUGGCAGUGGUGGUGGACUCAUUGAAUUCCGGGCUGGUCUCCUGGCCAGUCGUGGCUUUGCAACUUUGGCCUUGGCUUACUGGGGCUAUGAUGACCUGCCCCGGCAGCUGAGGGAAGUGGACAUAGAGUACUUUGAGGAAGCUGUCAACUUCCUUCUGAGACAUCCAAAGGUCCUUGGCCCAGGAGUUGGGAUACUUUCCAUAUGCAAAGGAGCAGAGAUUGGACUCUCUAUGGCAAUUAAUCUAAAACAAAUCUCAGCCACUGUACUUAUCAAUGGGCCUAACUUUGUUAUUAGCAAUCCACAUGUAUAUCGUGGUGAGGUCUCCCAGCCCACACCCUACUCUAUAGAGUUGAUAUCCUCCAAUGCCUUGGGAUUUGUAGCAUUUCAUAGAGUUUAUGAGCAAACAGGAGAUGUGGACAGCCAAUAUUUUUUUCCUAUUGAAAAAGCUCAGGGACAUUUCCUCUUCAUUGUGGGAGAGGAAGAUAAGAAUAUCAAUAGUAAAUGCUAUGCUCAGCAAGCCAUAGAACAGCUGAGAAGAAAUGGGAAGGAGAACUGGACCCUGCUAUCUUACCCUGGCGCAGGCCACCUGAUAGAGCCUCCCUAUUCCCCACUGUGCUAUGCUUCAAGGAUCCCCUAUGUGCACCCAAACAUCCUCUGGGGAGGAGAUGUUAUCCCACAUGCAGCUGCACAAGAGCAUUCUUGGAAGGAGAUCCAGAAAUUUCUCAGGGAGCAUCUUAUUUCAACAAGGACCAGUCAGCUCUGAGAGGACUUGAUGGUAUCACAGAGAAAUAGAGAAGUAAAUCUUACAAGCACCUCCCAAUUUUCAUAGAGGAAUGUUUGUAAUCUCUUGUUUUAAGACUAAAGUUAUCUUUUCUUUAAUUUUGUUGGUAUUUUUUGAGGUAGGGUCUCACUCUAGCCAAGGAUGACCUGGAACUCAUUCUAACAGGACCCGCAUAAGCCAUAUA